This is a messenger RNA of Sinocyclocheilus rhinocerous, 4395 nucleotides long. RefSeq names its product amyloid beta A4 protein-like. Lineage: Eukaryota; Metazoa; Chordata; Actinopteri; Cypriniformes; Cyprinidae. Gene Ontology annotation, biological process: axonogenesis; central nervous system development. The coding region runs from base 137 to 2212 and encodes 691 amino acids. Gene Ontology annotation, molecular function: signaling receptor binding; transition metal ion binding; serine-type endopeptidase inhibitor activity. The record is from RefSeq and is a predicted model, not a curated record. Gene Ontology annotation, cellular component: membrane raft; early endosome; cell surface. The transcript has 16 exons.
UGACUCGCCAUCGCAGGAUCAUCGCAUUAUCAUCGCAUUCUUCUCAAAGCCGACGCGAUCCACACACCGACAUCUUACACCAAACGGAUAAUUUAGUCGAUAUACAGAGCAUCGCGUUUUGCUGGAAGCACGCAGAAUGGGCGGUCGAGAGCUUUUCAUGUUACUGAUGGCCGCGACGUCGACGCUCGCUGCUGAGGUGCCGUCGGACUCCGGUACCGGACUGUUUGCCGAGCCGCAGAUCGCCAUGUUCUGCGGGAAACCCAACAUGCACAUCAACGUUCAGACCGGGAAAUGGGAACCCGAUCCGUCCGGAAGCAAGAGCUGCAUCGGGACAAAAGAGGGAAUCCUGCAGUACUGCCAGGAGGUGUAUCCAGAGCUUCAGAUCACAAACGUGGUGGAGGCCAAUCAGCCCGUCAGUAUCUGGGACUGGUGUAAGAAGAGCCAGAAGCAGUGCCGCAGUCACACGCACAUCGUGGUGCCGUAUCGCUGCCUGGUCGGGGAGUUCGUGAGCGACGCUCUGCUGGUUCCUGAUAAGUGUAAGUUCCUGCACCAGGAGCGCAUGGACAUGUGUGAGAGCCACCUGCACUGGCACACCGUCGCCAAAGAGUCCUGCGGUGACCGCAGCAUGAAUCUCCAUGACUACGGGAUGCUGUUGCCAUGCGGUAUCGACCGUUUCCGUGGCGUCGAGUUCGUCUGCUGCCCUGCAGAAGUGGAGAAGUCGGACAGCGCAGCCGCGGAGGACGACGAUUCAGACGUGUGGUGGGGAGGAGCCGAGAACGACUACAGCGACAACAGGUGUGUGUGUGUGUGUGCGUGUGCGUGUGCGUUAAUAAUAAAGCAGUACGAGGAAGAGGAGCUUCUGGACAACGACCAAGAUGGAGAUAGAGACGGAGACGAGGAUGUGGAUGAGGAUGAGGAGCAGCGCCAGAGCAUCAGCGUCGCCAUGACAACCACCACGACGACGGAGUCGGUGGAGGAGGUGGUGCGAGAGGUGUGUUUUGCGAGCGCAGAGACGGGCCCCUGCAGGGCCAUGUUGGCCCGCUGGUAUUUUGUGCGUGAGGAGGGCCGCUGCGCUCCCUUCAUCUACGGCGGCUGCGGAGGAAACCGCAAUAACUUUGAGUCGGAGGAGUACUGUCUGUCCGUCUGCAGCAGCGUCUUGCCGACUCCCUCCUCCAGUCCUCCAGACGCUGUGGACCGAUAUCUGGAGACGCCAGCCGACGAGAACGAACACACACACUUUCUGAAGGCCAAAGAGAGUCUGGAGGCCAAACACCGCGAGCGCAUGUCUCAGGUGAUGAGGGAAUGGGAAGAGGCCGAGAGACAGGCAAAGAGUUUACCACGCAACGACAAGAAGGCCGUGAUCCAGCAUUUCCAGGAGAAGGUGGAGGCUCUGGAGCAGGAGGCGGCUAGCGAGCGACAGCAGCUGGUGGAGACACACAUGGCGCGGGUGGAGGCGCUGCUAAACGACCGCCGACGCCUCGCUCUGGAGAGCUAUCUGUCUGCCCUGCAGGCCGAUCCACCCCGGCCGCGGCACGUGUUCAGUCUGCUGAAGAAGUACGUCCGCGCCGAGCAGAAGGACCGACAGCACACGCUCAAACACUUCGAACACAUGCGCAUGGUCGACCCCAAGAAAGCGGCGCAGAUCCGGCCUCAGGUGCUGACCCAUCUGCGUGUGAUCGAGGAGCGGAUGAAUCAGUCUCUUGGUCUGCUGUACAAGGUUCCCGGAGUCACUGAAGACAUUCAGGACCAAGUCGGUGAGUUUGUGAGGAUGAAUAAAGAAACAUGUGAAUAUGAAGUGAAUAUUUCGCUUGUGUCUCUCUCUGCAGUUGAGCCGGUGGACGCGCGACCUGUCCCGGACCGAGGCCUGCCGACCCGACCAGUGUCUGGACUGAAGCCUGACGAUGUUCCUGAGCUGCGGAUGGAAGCUGAAGAGAGACACAGUGAAGUUUACCACCAGAAACUGGUUUUCUUCGCUGAGGACGUGAGCUCCAAUAAGGGAGCUAUUAUUGGCCUGAUGGUCGGAGGUGUUGUCAUAGCAACCAUCAUCGUCAUCACCCUGGUGAUGCUGAGGAAGAAGCAGUACACAUCCAUCCACCACGGAAUCAUUGAGGUGGAUGCUGCUGUGACCCCGGAGGAACGUCACCUGUCUAAGAUGCAGCAGAACGGCUAUGAAAACCCCACCUACAAGUUCUUCGAACUAAUGCACAACUGAUGGUGUGACGCUCCUCUUCCUCCCUGUUUCUCCUCCUCCUCCUCACCUCUGCAGACGGUGCAGGAGACACCAGCCCGACCUCACCGCUCAUUAACAUCUCACUUCCUAUUGGCCACUUCACAUGACUGUCAGUCAAACAUGACUUCCCAUUGGCUGGACGAAUAUGAACUCGGUCAGUUUCAAGUUAUUGAAGAUGCUGUUUCAAUCUGAAUGCACAAUUAAACAUAUAAUUCGGAUUUAGUUUUAAAUUCACUGCAGAUUGUAAAACUGGGCUGGACAAGCAUGAACAUGAGUUUAAUGCUGUUGGGGUCAGUUUCAAGUUUAAAUUGAACAUAUGAAGUUGAUUCACAUCAAAUUCAAUGCACGGUUCUGAAUUCACUCCAGAUUUUCAACUAUAAAAUUCUGUUGGCUGGACGAACAUCAACUUUUAUCAGAUGGGGUCCGUUUCAAGUAGUUGAAAUACAGUUUCAAAUUGAAUGCACAAUUCAAAUCACAAUUCAAUCUGAAUGCAUAAUUCAAAUUUAGUUUUAAAUUCACUGCAGAUUUUUCAGCUCUAACCUUCCAUGGGCUAGAAGAAUAUGAUCAGAUUAACGCUGUUUGGGUCAGUCUCAAGAUUCAGUUUCAGACUGAAUGGACAAUUCAAAUUCCGUUUUAAAUUCAAAUCACUCAUACUGUAGAACUGAAUUCAUAAUUUCAAUUCAAAUCACAAAUCGAAUUGAUUGCCUAAUUUGAAUUCAAUUCAAAUCACAAAUUGAAUUAAACACAAUUGAAUCGAAUUUAAUGCAUAAAUCAAAUUCAGUUCAAUUCACAAAUGAAAAUUCAGAUUCUCCUAAAUUAACUGCCUAAAUCAAAAUCUGAUCAAGGGCCAAUUUAGUUCAGUUUAAAUUAAACAUGUGAAGUUUGAAAAUUCAUUUUUAAAUUUGAUUCACAUCAAAUUAAAUGCACAGUUGUGAAUUCACUCCAGAUUUUUUAACUAUGACUUCCCAUUGGCUAGACAAACAUGAGUUCAGUUUCAAAUUUAAUGCAGAGUUCAAAUUCAGAUCACAAAUCAGAUUGAGUGCAUAAUUCAAAUGUAGUUUUAAAUUCACUCCUGUUUUCAACUAUGCCAUGCAACUGUCUGGACCAGCAUGAACAUGAAGAGAUCAAUGCUUUUCGGGUCAGUGUCGAGUUCAGCAGAGUUUACAUUGAACACAUAAUUCAAAUUCACUUUGAAAAUUCAGUUUUAAAUGUGAUUGCAAAUCAAAUUCAAUGCACAGUUCUAUAUAUUAACUCCAGGCGUCUGCCGGACAAACAUGAAGAUGAUCAGAUUAAUGCUGUCGGGGUCAGUUUCAAGUUCAGUUUUAGUUUCAAACCAAAUUUCACUCCAGAUUUGAUUUAACUGUGACCUCCUGUUCGGUUUAUGUUGUUAAGAUCAGUUUCGAGUUCAGUUUAAAUUGAACACAAAGUUUGAAAAUUCUGUGAUCCACAUCAAAUGCAAUGCACAGUUCUAAAUUCACUCCAGAUUUUUUGUAUCUAAUGAAAUCAGUUUGAUCUCAUCAUUCCCUAAGCUUUCUGAAUCUGAUCUGUUGACUGACCGUAUCGAGUUGGGUUUUGUGUCGCUGCACCGUCUGCUCUCGCACUACUAACCAAGUGAAACACUGGGAUAUCUGAGGAUGAUUGUCUGAUUCUUCCUCCUCUUCAUCGCACACUGACUGCAGCUGCGCUGUGUUAGGUGAUGCAUUAAACCCGUCAGAGAUUAUUCUGGUAAUCGAUGUCCUUCUGAAUGAGAUCUUCAAAACGUUUGAUCGUUUGUGGUUUCUUUUUCCAAAAAAGAAAAAAAGUGAUAAUUUUAAAAUAAUUUUUUUUUUUUUAGUUGUCGAUAUUUAAGUAAUGCAAAAGAAGAAAGGCUAGUUGUAACUACGUAGUGCAUGAUAGAAAAAAUGACGGGAAAACUCUUCUGCUAUUUGGAUCUCGGUCUUUUCUCACGUAGAGGCGUUUUAGCAGGAUUAAACAGUAACUUGUGAAAAUGUGAUUUGAGUUGCACAAAAAAAUGACUAAAUUGGCUUCAGCUUCUAAUAGAACUUAAACUGAAUUUAAAUGCUUUGAUUUCAAGAUCUGGUUGUUUUUUAAAUCCGGCUGAGAUCCUGUCGAUGUACAUUUACUGUCUUUAAUGUUUUUUUCGUCCUAUGCAUUUCAGAGAUUUA